AAGCCCGGCUGCGAUACAAAAGGCAUAUCGGAGGGUUAACCAGGCGCAGCCUCUCUCUUCUCCCCGCCCGCGUCCUCCCCUCCAGUGAAUGAGGGGAUGGACAAAGAUAAGUAGAAACAAAUCAAAAAAGAACCAGCGGACUUUGGGAGGUGUAAACUCCCUCCGAAAAGGGUGGGGGGAAAGGAAAGAGAGAGAGAAGGCGCAAUCGGGCUAGCCCUGAGCCGCGCAGACACCAUGAUGAGUUGGAGUCGGCUGUAAAGGGGAAGGAAAAGCGCGUUUUGCGGAGGGAUCGUGUGCGGUCGCGGAACUGGGGACAAGCGCCUUGGAUAUUUCCACUCCCAUUUUUGUUUCUUUCUCGGAGUCCCUCCGCGGGGGAGGGGGAAAAGUACCCCCCUCCGCAAGAGGCAGGCGAAGGCUCCUGUUGUGUGUCGUACUCUUACGCUGCCAGUGUGUCUCCCCUUUUUCUCUUGCUCUCGCCCUCAUUAAUAAAAAAACACAGCAAACGAUUCUGUUUUCCAGAUUGCUGGGAUGUAAGAUCUAAGGGAGAAAAUCUUUGCCGUUUCUUCUCCGUUUUUCUUCUCUCUCUUUCUCUCUCUCCUCCCCCCCCCCGCACUUGCAGAGCAGCCGCUCUUGCUGUACUCCUGUUGGACCGAGAGGACAGAAGCGGGUGGGGUGGGGGAUUUUCUUGGAAAUUCAAUGGAUAUGAACUUGGGGUCUUUGGAACCUUGCUGGCUUGGAAUAUCUAUAUGCUGAUCGCCUUUUGGAGAGGCAGAAGCGAGCGCACUUGGGAGAACGAUCUGCAAAAGAGCAAGAUGUCUCUGGCUGCCUUAUACUUCGUUUUGCCCUUAAUGGAAGCUCUCUUGUCCACCAAAGUGAGCGGGCUGCUUGGAGGAGACCGCCUGGAUUGUGUGAAAGCCAGUGACCAGUGUCUCAGGGAGCAGGGCUGCAGCACGAAAUACAGGACGCUGAGGCAGUGUGUAGCGGGAAAAGAGAGCAACUUCAGUCGGGCGUCAGGCCUGGAGGCAAAGGAUGAGUGCAAAAGUGCCAUGGAGGCUCUCAAGCAGAAAUCGCUUUACAAUUGCCGCUGCAAGAGAGGCAUGAAGAAGGAGAAAAAUUGCCUGCGCAUUUACUGGAGCAUGUACCAAAGCUUACAGGGAAAUGACUUGCUUGAAGAGUCACCUUAUGAACCAGUUAACAGCAGGUUAUCGGACAUAUUCAGGCUAGCACCGAUAGUAUCAGUGGAGCCUGUAAUAUCAAAGGGGAACAACUGUUUGGAUGCAGCAAAAGCCUGUAACCUCAACGACACCUGCAAGAAAUACCGAUCAGCUUACAUAACCCCCUGUACCAGCAGUGUGUCUAAUGAAAUCUGUAAUAAGCGGAAGUGUCAUAAGGCCCUAAGGCAAUUUUUCGACAAAGUUCCCCCGAAGCACAGUUAUGGGAUGCUUUUCUGCUCCUGCCGAGACAUCGCAUGUAGAGAGAGGAGGCGGCAAACUAUUGUCCCUGCGUGUUCAUAUGAAGACAGGGAGAAACCAAACUGCCUGAAUUUACAAGAUACUUGCAAGACGAAUUACAUCUGCAGAUCUCGCCUUGCAGAUUUUUUCACAAACUGCCAGCCUGAGUCACGGUCUGUUAGUAGCUGUCUGAAGGAAAACUAUGCUGACUGCCUCCUUGCUUACUCCGGGCUUAUUGGCACAGUUAUGACUCCGAAUUAUAGAAACUAUCCCAGUCUCAGCGUUGCUCCGUGGUGUGAUUGCAGCAACAGUGGCAACGAUCUAGAAGAAUGUCUGAAAUUUCUGAAUUUCUUCCAGGAUAAUAUAUGCCUUAAAAGUGCAAUUCAGGCCUUUGGCAAUGGUACAGACGUGAAUGUGUGGCAGCCAUUCCUACCUGUCCAAACAACCACAGCUUUAACAGCGACCACUUACAGAUCUAAGAUUCUGGGAUCCGAAAACAUCAACAAUGAAAUACCCACCAACAAUGACUUACCAGCAUGUGCCAAUCUCAAGGUACCAAAGCAGAGCUUCAAUGAAUCUGUAGCAACAGAACUGUGCGUGACUGGGAAUGCCAUUGGGAAAGAAAGCGUGGCAGGAGGCUCCACCAGUCACAUAUCUUCUGAUAAUUCAUCAACUCUUCGUAUAAGCAUCAGGCCAAGUACACUUCUCAUGGUGAUGGCAAUUGCACUCUCAUUUUGCUUGUGCCCACGUUCGUCAGAAACCUUGUAUCUGCUUUAACAAAAGGACCUGUACAAAGAAAAAGAAAGAAAAGGAAGCCGAUUUGUUCCCUGUCCUCUGUUAUUGUUCUGAAGUUACAGUUCUAGGAGCAAAGUUGAGGCACUUUGCUAAAAAAUAGUUCUGGAUUGUCAUCAUUGCCAUUAUUAUAUCAUAUUAUUAUUAUUUUUUCUUAUUUUUAAAGGAAGCUUCUUGUGAUACUUAGGAGCUUUGUGAAAUACUUGAUGCAGUAUUACAUUCCAAACCCAGAAGGCUUUUGGACAUGCAAUGUUUUAAAAGAGAUGGAAUGUCAAUUUACAUGUAAAUCAUCCAGGUUUGAUCCUUUCCUUCGUGUUUUCCUUGUUCUCACUGUUUUUAAAAAAUUCUACCCAAAAAGAAAGAGGCCACAUUGCUUAAAAUCCUGUUUCUCUCAUUUGCAGCACAAUUAGCCAGGAAGUUCUCCUGUGCAAGACCCAUUGUAAUAAUCUGUACUAGAGCAUUAGCAUGCUUUUAUGAGGUCCCAAAUAUUUUCAUUGUAGGAUGAAUACUAACAGGAAUGUGGUCCAAAACCAAAGCCAUGGCUUUCAGUUGGGGUGGAACUAUUUGCAGAGGGGAUCCAGGAUGCCUUUGCUUUUUCUGACAGAUUUUGGAUCCAUUUCAGAAAUACAUGAUAUGGCUCCCUUAGAAGUCUCUGGCACACUGAGGAGGCAGCUGACUUGUUACUGCUCCUUUGCCAGACCAGAGACCUCCGAGCAGACAAGGGGGCCCUUGCAUAAAGAAUUUCCUGGUGGAUUUUGGCCUUGACUUUUUAUUAUUGUUAUUAUUAUUAUUAUUAUUUUCAAAUUAAACAUAUUUUGAAGUAUAUAUUUUUUAAAAAAGGGAGCAGGUUGUUGACAUAUGACGAAUGUCUUCCUGGAGUGUGAAUUUUAUGAAACUUCUUCGUGUUUAUAGAUGGCUACCAAUGUUUUAAUGUUUUAACAUUCUCUUACAUGUUUAUAUAUGUAAGUGGUUUUGCACUACUUGCUGUGAAACCAUUGUAAGUCAUAUACCAGUGUAAUAUACAUGUUUUCUUUGAAAUUUCUGAAGAAAUAGAGAGCGAUAUUAAACUUUCUAACACUGCUUUUAUUUUUCUGAUUAUGAUCAUUUAGCCAUAACAGGAAGUUUAAAAAAGAAAACAUAUCCUACAUUAACAAGAAACAACCGUUGUGAAUAUUUCAGUAACCUAAAGUUCUUUUAUCUUUCCGACAAUAUAUUUUAAAAAGAAAAGAAACUAGAAAACUUCAGCUGUACAACUGUUGGUCUUCUUUACUGUAAUUAUACGGUUCAGAUAUUUUCCUGUU
Rhineura floridana is the source of this 3544-nucleotide messenger RNA. It is a transcript of the gene GFRA1, whose product is annotated as GDNF family receptor alpha 1. The record is from RefSeq and is a predicted model, not a curated record. Gene Ontology annotation, cellular component: external side of plasma membrane; signaling receptor complex. The transcript has 9 exons. Lineage: Eukaryota; Metazoa; Chordata; Lepidosauria; Squamata; Rhineuridae. Gene Ontology annotation, molecular function: signaling receptor activity. Gene Ontology annotation, biological process: nervous system development. Bases 747 to 2228 code for a protein of 493 amino acids.